AUGGAAAUAAUCGAACAACUUCGUAUACUGCCACAAAAUCAUUUGCUUCAACCGGUUUUCCAUCUGCAACCAGCGCGAAUCGAUAUGGCCACAGUAGAGCCAGUCGAUGUACCUAUAUUUCCCGCACCACCAUACGCAGCUGUCGUUACAACUAGAGAUGAAGCUGAAUCGAUGGAAGCAGACAACAGUGUUAAUAACGCGCCACCCACUAUCAAUCAUCACUCAAUGAUGGAUGGAAAUCUAUCAGUGCAUGCUGAGGAACUAGACUUUCCUCGAGGAUCAGAUGUGGACGAAAUAAAUUUUAAGGCUAUAUGUCCCCCCAACUAA
Messenger RNA from Adineta ricciae, 327 nucleotides. The record is from the annotation of a GenBank genome assembly. Lineage: Eukaryota; Metazoa; Rotifera; Eurotatoria; Adinetida; Adinetidae.